Molecule: messenger RNA, 3473 nt
Organism: Melampsora larici-populina 98AG31
Lineage: Eukaryota; Fungi; Basidiomycota; Pucciniomycetes; Pucciniales; Melampsoraceae
Product: family 2 glycosyltransferase
Exons: 32
Coding region: 246-3164 (972 amino acids)
Cellular component (GO): cell septum; cell periphery
Molecular function (GO): chitin synthase activity
Source: RefSeq, a predicted model, not a curated record
GUUUAUUUGCCCUUUCACCUACCAGUACUAGUAAAAGUGGUUGGUGAUUAAUUCAGUUUCAGAGAUUCCUUUAUCUUCAAGUUCAAAAUCAACACUUUGGUUGGUUUCUACACUGCUUUAUACGCGUAUAGUUGACAACUUCCCUUUCUUGAUCUUGCCACAAUCAUCAGGAUCAUUCAAGAAUCUCUAACCCUCUUCCUAUCUUCAAUUUCCAUCUUGAAAUUCGUUAAGAAGCUCUGAGAAAGAUGUCAUAUCGUGACCCUUUCUCCCAACAUACUGCUCAGAAUCACUCAUACACCGAGAGAGAUUCUGAGGCAGAUGAUCCUCCGCCGAUCGAGUUCUCCAACUCUCUUCAUUAUCAACCGAAUUCGUUUGACGAUCCUCAUUACGAUUCAAACGAAGACAUGAACAAGUACGAGCAUGAUCAAACUUUCGAUGGAGAUUUUAGCAAUGAAGAAAUUCCUUUGAAAAGUCGUGGCUUCACCGAACACCCACCCGUUGGGGGCUUCAAGAUCGAAGGGGCUGGCGAUGGAGCUUAUCCGCCCGACAUCGAUCCAGUCAAGGCUUUCGGCUUUCCCGUACCUUCAUUCUCUGGAAAUGAAGGUGAUACAGCCGAUUCUCAAUACAGUAGUGCCGCCGGUCUGUACAGGUCGCAAACCAGUGCUGAGGCUUGGGGGAAACGACAGCGUAUCAAUCCUAACCGUGCAAAGACGAUCAAAGUAAAACUUCAACAAGGAAACUUUGUUCAUGAAUAUCCUGUCCCAACUCCGGUCCUGAACGCAAACCUGGCGGGUGGUUACACGGGCGAGAAGAAUGAGUUCUCCCACAUGCGCUACUCUGCUGUGACUUGUGAUCCAGAUGACUUUACCAGAGAAGCAGGAUGGACGCUCCGUACAGAAAAUUACGGUCGUGAGACUCAAUUGUUGGUAGCUAUCACAUACUACAAUGAGGACAAGAUUUUGGUAGCCCGUACCCUACAUGGCGUGAUGUUGAAUUUGAGAGAUAUGUGCAAAGCCAAGUGGAGCGAAUUUCGUAAGGUGGCCGAAAAAGGUGGACUAGAGACGGGAGCCACAGAAGCGUGGAAGGCGAUUUCAGUUGUUCUAGUUUUUGACGGUAUUGAACCUGCUGAUAAAGCGACAUUAGACGUCCUGGCUACAAUCGGUCUGUAUCAAGAUGGAGUGAUGAAACGUGAAGUUGACGGUAAGCAGACCCAUGCUCAUGUCUUUGAGUAUACUACGCUUCUCUCAAUGAGCCCUAAGCCCGAGCUCAUCCAACCGCAUGCUAACAAUCCUGCCAACAUGGUCCCUGUCCAAAUGACUUUGGUCUUGAAACAAAAAAAUGAGAAAAAGAUCAACUCGCAUAGAUGGUUGUUCAAUGCGAUCGGGAAACAUCUAGAACCCGAAGUUUGUAUCUUGAUCGAUGCUGGAACAAAGCCCGGCAAUCGUUCUUUGUACUAUCUAUGGGAAGCUUUUCAUCAUAAUCCUGACUUGGGAGGUGCUUGUGGAGAAAUUCAUGCAAUGCUUGCCCGGGGUAAAAAGUUACUUAACCCUCUGGUCGCUGCUCAAAAUUUCGAAUACAAGAUGUCUAAUGUGCUCGACAAACCUUUGGAGUCGUCGUUCGGUUAUGUAUCAGUACUACCUGGUGCUUUUUCGGCCUACAGAUUUAACGCAAUUCAGGGCAGGCCCCUUCAACAAUAUUUCCAUGGUGAUCACUCUCUUUCGGACAGACUCGGAAAAAAAGGUAUCCAGGGAAUGGGAAUUUUCAAAAAGAAUAUGUUCUUGGCCGAAGAUCGAAUCCUUUGCUUCGAAUUGGUCGCAAAAGCCGACGCUAAGUGGGUGUUGGGCUAUGUCAAACCAGCCAAAGGGGAGACUGAUGUUCCAGAGUCCGCUGCGGAGUUGAUUGGACAGCGACGAAGGUGGCUCAACGGAUCUUUUGCCGCUGGUAUUUACUCACUCGCGCAUUUCCCAAGGAUGUACAAAUCCCGCCACAAUGUCAUCCGAAUGUUCUUUUUACAUGUACAGGCAUUCUAUACUACUUUUGGAUUACUCAUGAGCUGGUUUGCACUGGCGAAUUGGUUCAUAACCUUCACAGCUAUCAUUGAUAUAGUCCAUGACGAUUGGCGUGAUCCAUACGGUGCCGCGAUGAUCACCGAUUAUAAUAUGACUGCGCCCACCUCGUCCCCCAGCACCACCGAAGAAGCCCAAGCGGCAGUCGCAUGGAAGAUCAAGGAGUGUUGGUCUGGGACGAUUUUUGACAACUCUGCUCAUUUGAAGGACAACUCCGUGGCUUCCAAGUUCGACUGGUUAUUCAUAGUCAACUUGGUGUUGAAGAUGGUUUAUCUCGCUUUGAUUGCCCUACAGGUCAUAUUGGCACUUGGUAACAGACCCAAAGGAGAGCAGCCGACCUACAUAAUAUGCUUUGUCAUUUUUGGCUUGUUUGCGCUUUACUUGCUUGGUAUGACCUUGGUUCUCACAAUCCAAGCGUUUUGUCCGAUGUCGAUGCAAGUAGCCGAAAUCCAUAUUAAAGGAGGAAGUACUGUUGGGGUUUUCAUGGGAUCAACAUAUGGUCCUAUCUUCGCUGGUCUUGCUGGCACGUUUGGAAUAUACAUUGUGUCUUCCUUUAUGUACAUGGAUCCGUGGCACAUUUUCCACUCGAUGAUUCCUUACCUUUUGGUGGCUGUGUCUUUUACUAAUAUUUUGAAUAUAUACGCUUUUUGCAACUUGCACGAUGUUUCAUGGGGGACCAAAGGUUCGGACAAAGUCGAUGCACUGCCCGCGGUUUCGAGUAAACAAAGUGCCAAAGAAGGUGGCGCCAAGGUCGUUGAAGAUAUCCGCCGAAAUCAAGAGGACCUGGAUGCCCAAUUUCAACAAACCGUCUUACGAGCUGUGCAGCCUUUUAAAGACAAUUCAGAAGCCGAAAAACCUAAUUCUGACGACCAGAACAAGACUUUCAGAACCAGAUUCAUUACGAUAUGGCUCCUGACCAAUGCGAUAUUGGCGAUUGCUAUUAGCAGGUUGACAUCCGCAACUCGAACUUAUUAUUUUCAGGGUCUUCUGUGGUCUACCUUUGGAUUGUCAGCGAUAAGGUUCUGUGGUUUCUUAUAUUAUAUGUUCGGAGAGACAGUCUUUCGACUUGCUCGUCUUUGUGCUCGUACGCGGCGCUGAAGAGAUGAGCCCGCCAAGUUUUUCAAUCUUCGGAUCCACAAAUUUGCUUGAUACUGGAACCAAGCAUAACGGACUUUCAUGUAUAGGGAUGAGUAAUAAAACUUUGACUGGAUUUCACAUCGUCUUUCACCAACAAAUCUGCGGUUUUGACGUCCUCACUGACUGUAAAAAAUCAUACAAAGAACUUUUUUUAUUUCGAUGCAAAUAUUGAUGUACCCAUGAUGAUCACUUCGGACUAUGUAAUCAGGUCUCAAUGUAUCUGUCCAGCAUAGGCCAUGAUUCUUAUUUCUAUGACUCAAAUUCCCGGUG